This is a messenger RNA of Xyrauchen texanus (razorback sucker), 755 nucleotides long. It is a transcript of the gene gemin6, whose product is annotated as gem (nuclear organelle) associated protein 6. Gene Ontology annotation, cellular component: SMN complex; nucleus. NCBI's taxonomy places the organism in Eukaryota, Metazoa, Chordata, Actinopteri, Cypriniformes, Catostomidae. The transcript has 2 exons. Gene Ontology annotation, biological process: spliceosomal snRNP assembly; spliceosomal complex assembly. The record is from RefSeq and is a predicted model, not a curated record. Bases 87 to 605 code for a protein of 172 amino acids.
CGUAUAAAUGCUGCGUUACAUGGAGAAAGUGAGUCGAUGAACUCGUCGCAUUGAUUAUCUGUGAUGUGAAUAUUGUUUGAUCAGAGAUGGUGCAGUGGAGUGAGAUGAGUCCACAUCAGUGGCAGGAGUUUGUAAAUCAGGAGGUUUGUGUAACAGCUCACGAACAGCAGCAGUUUGAGGGUUUUGUGUUCACAGUGGAUCCGGUGUCUGCCAGUGUGGUGCUGGUGACCCUCCAAGAGAAAGAGCGUCCAUCCGUGAGGGUGGUUUUGGGUCAUGCUGUGAGAGAUGUUCAGAUUCUCAGGAGGGGAACGGAGGAAACCGAGAGACGACUGAAGAGUGUGUUCCUGCCGGACCGAGCUCAGGAUCUCAGCUCCGAGCAGCUCAAAACACGGCGGGAUAAUCUGUGUCUGUGGCUGGAGAAAAACAGAAUCCCGGUGACUGAAGACGGGGAGGUUCUUCGUGUGGCGAAUGUGUUGACCAUCAGCGCCCCCUACGGGAGUGGAGACUGCAGCUGCGCCAAUGAAAUCAUACUGGCCAGAAUUCAGAGUCUGGUGGAGAGUAACCCUGGACCAGAACAAUCUCAGUCACAGACUUUACUUCCCUAAACAGAUGUAAUACAUUUCAUCUGAGUAUUGUGCAGUUAUGAUGUAAUGAUACAGUGUUUCCCUGUUUGAGAAGAAAAGCUCUUGUAACAUUCUGUAGUUAAUACUGGAUCGUGACCGGGAAUUGCAUAUUAUAAUAAAUGGAUAAAACAC